Molecule: messenger RNA, 1300 nt
Organism: Dioscorea cayenensis subsp. rotundata (Guinea yam)
Lineage: Eukaryota; Viridiplantae; Streptophyta; Magnoliopsida; Dioscoreales; Dioscoreaceae
Product: RNA-binding protein 34
Exons: 6
Coding region: 142-1149 (335 amino acids)
Molecular function (GO): RNA binding
Source: RefSeq, a predicted model, not a curated record
GGGAUGAGAUCGAGGAGAAGUAUGGAAGGCGGAAGCUUGGAGAGGGACUUGAGGUGGUGGAGGAGAAGGAUGGUGCUGGGGAUGGUGGGAAGGUUGUUGCCGUUGGAGAGAAGAGGAAAGCUUCGGACUUGGUGAAAGGACAUGGUGGUUCCGAAGGAGGAAGAGGAGUUUGAUGAUGAGGAGAAGCUUUUGAGGACGGUGUUUGUCGGUAACUUGCCGUUAAGAACAAAGAAGAAAGCGUUGAUGAAGGAGUUCGGGAGGUUUGGGGAGAUUGAGUCCGUGAGGAUUAGAUCAGUACCUCUCCUCGAUAGCAAAAUUCCUCGGAAGGGUGCUGUAAUUAAGGGGAAAAUCAAUGAGUCUGUUGACAGUGUACAUGCGUAUAUUGUUUUCAAACAGGAGCAAUCUGCAAAUGCUGCUUUGUCUCAUAAUAUGGCGGAGGUUGGAGGUAAUCAUAUUCGUGUGGACAUGGCAUGCCCCCCUCGUAAGAAACUGAAAGGCGCAUCACCGCUCUAUGAUAGGAAAAGGACUGUUUUUGUGGGCAACCUCCCAUUUGAUGUGAAGGAUGAAGAAUUAUAUAGAUUAUUUUCGGGUACUAGCCAAUCAGAUUCUGGGCUUGAAGCUGUCCGAGUGAUCAGAGAUCCUAAUACAAGUUUAGGGAAGGGUAUUGCUUAUGUCCUGUUUAAAACAAGGGAUGCUGCCAACACGGUUGUUAGACAGAAAAACUUGAAGAUACGUGAUCGCCUUCUGAGAGUUUGCCAUGCCAAGGCAGAAACGCUGACAACAAACACACCAUCAAAGAGAAAAAGCCCUGGGCCGAAAAAGGACUCGCCACCGAAGAGAUUGGCUUUGAGCUCUGGUGAAGCAUCACCAGGAAGCAAGGACAACAAACCGAAAGCAAAAGCUGCUUCCCUGUCCUACCAAGGCAUACGGUCCAGUAAAUCGGGAGUCCUAAAGAAGACAGGUGUACCCCGACGUCCAACAGGGAAUACAAAGAAUGAAGCUAACAAAGCUGGUCGGGCCGAGCAGAAAACUAGCAAAACCAAGCGGCCUGCAGUUGCUGCCCGGAAGGCAAAACUUCAGAAGAAACGCAAACAGGAAGGUGGCACCCCUGAAAACACUCGGCGCAACAAGAAAGCAAGAAAGCACUAGGUUGAAGAAUUCUACAUUUAUAGACUGUAAAAGUAGCUUUGUUGUCUCUUUUGUUGUAUUUUCUGUUCUGUUCCAGAGAGAAGAUUAGACCUUUUUUUUUAUAAAUGUGUUCUUAUAAACUAAUGACUUUAACUUAUAUUUUUCCAAGAAA